CUUCAUUUUUGUAGCUCGCUCACUUCUAGCCUUAUUUGGACACCCAUUUGGGUAUUACUUUACUUUAUCACCUUGAAACUUCAUCGAGCUCUUUGUCCUGUUAGCCAUUUCUGCCUCAAGAGUCAAGAUGCUGCUGCUUCAGUCCUCUUUGCAUAAAGCCCUUUCCCUUUCAUAUGCCGUCUCUUAUUCCACUGCUCUUCCCUCUAAAAUUCCCACUCUCUCCAUUGGAUGUAGGGGUGUCACGUGCUUUCAGGGGCUCUCUGUCACGUGCUCCAUCUCAAAGAUCCAUAGUUAUGGCACCGUGGACUACGAGCGCAGACCCAUCGUCAGGUGGAAUGAUAUAUACAAGAGAAUAUCGUUGAUGCAGAACCCUGAAAUCGGUUCCGCCGCUGUGUUAGAACAGUGGGAAGAUGAAGGAAAGAGCUUUACUAAAUGGGAGCUGUGUAGGGUUAUCAAAGAGCUGAGAAAGUAUAAAAGAUAUAAAAGAGCCCUUGAGGUUUAUGGUUGGAUGAACAACAAACCAGAGAGGUUUAGUGUAUCUUCAAGUGAUGCAGCAAUUCAGUUAGAUCUGAUUUCCAAGGUUCAUGGAGUUUCGAGUGCAGAAGAGUAUUUUCUGAGUCUGGCUGAUAAGUUAACAGAUAGAAGGACCUAUGGAGCCCUUUUGAAUGUAUACGUGCGAUAUAGAAUGAAGGAAAAGGCAGAGGCAUUAUUUGACAAAAUGAGGAGUAAAGGUUAUGCAGUACAUUCGCUACCAUUUAAUGUAAUGAUGACUCUGUAUGUGAACCUUAAGGUUUAUGAUAAAGUUGAUAUGUUGGCUUCAGAAAUGAGAGGGAAAAACAUACGGCUCGAUAUCUAUUCAUAUAAUAUCUGGCUAUCUUCAUGUGGUUCUCGAGGAUCAAUAGAAAAGAUGGAGGAGGUGUUUGACCAGAUGGUGAAGGACCCGAAGAUUGUUCCUAAUUGGACUACAUUCAGCACAAUGGCUACAAUGUAUAUAAAUAUGAAUAUGUUUGAAAAAGCAGUAGGCUGCUUAAGAAAGGUUGAGAGUAGAAUCAAAGGCCGGGAUAGAGUACCAUUUCAUUAUCUUCUGAGCUUAUAUGGAAGUGUUGGAAAGAAAGACGACGUUUAUCGUGUGUGGAGUACUUAUAAAUCAAUGUUUGCCACUAUACCAAACUUGGGAUACCAUGCUAUUAUUGCUUCUCUGGUUAAACUGGAUGAUAUUGAGGGUGCAGAAAAAAUUUAUGAGGAAUGGCUUUCAACAAGUUCGACUUAUGAUCCGAGAAUAACAAACCUUCUGAUAGGCUGUUAUGUCAAGAAAGGCAAUACUGACAAAGCUCUGGGUUUCUUUAGACAAAUGACUGAGGGUGGUGGAAUUCCGAAUUCAAAAACUUGGGAGAUUAUUUGUUCUGGGCAUAUCGCUGAUGAGAGGAUUUCGGAUGCUCUGUCCUGCUUUAAAGAAGCUUUUGUGGCCGAUGUUUUAAACAAAUGGAGACCAAGGGCGACAAACUUUUCUGCAUUCUUUAAACUUUGUCAGGACAAAGAUGAUACUACAAGUGCUGAAGUGUUAACUGGGUUGUUGAGACAGUCUAGAUUUAUCAAGAAUGAAGUUUUUGUGUCACUCAUUGGCUUGUCAGAAUCCGAUGGUACCAUCAACAAUGGCGAAUUGUGGACCGAAGUUGAUACCGCGGAUAUAACUGAUGAUAACGAUGAUGGUGAAAAUGCAGUUGAUGACUCUCAAAUGUUCAACCAAUUGGAGAGUACCUUGUGAUACACAAUGUCUUUUUCCAUUUGAAAAAUGCAGAAAAUGCAUUGCUAGAAGUGUAGUUAGUCAUUGAAGAUGAUCUUGUUCAGGAUGCAUAGUUUACAUGACUAACCAUGAUAAUGAUGAGGAGGUAGCUAAUGCUUAAAGUACAGAGCAUGGAAUUUAUGUUGGCUUUUCAAUUUCAAAUUAUUCAUAAGGAAAGAGGCUUUAUUAAACUGGUAUCCAUUUCUAUCAAGGCCAUUUUAAACAAACUAAUAAUAUAUGACCCUCCACCACCUUCCCAAUUAGUGUUUGGAGAGAAAUUCUUA
This is a messenger RNA of Arachis ipaensis, 2067 nucleotides long. RefSeq names its product pentatricopeptide repeat-containing protein At1g02150. The record is from RefSeq and is a predicted model, not a curated record. Gene Ontology annotation, molecular function: protein binding. NCBI's taxonomy places the organism in Eukaryota, Viridiplantae, Streptophyta, Magnoliopsida, Fabales, Fabaceae. Gene Ontology annotation, cellular component: mitochondrion.